This is a messenger RNA of Armigeres subalbatus, 1106 nucleotides long. RefSeq lists its product as uncharacterized. The coding region runs from base 60 to 1106 and encodes 348 amino acids. Lineage: Eukaryota; Metazoa; Arthropoda; Insecta; Diptera; Culicidae. The transcript has 3 exons. The record is from RefSeq and is a predicted model, not a curated record.
GCAUCCGAACAGUAACACAGCUAAUAAAAUCAGCAAACGAGAAAGGAUUAAAAAGGAAAAUGUACUCUCCGGGAAAAUAUGUGCGUGCCCCACCAGCCAGUUCCGAAAGCGAUACGGAUGAUGUGAUGGAAUUCAGUGAUCUGAACGGACUGUACGUACGCCCUCGUCCCGACCGACAUGCAUCUUGUGAAGAAGAGGUGGCCGGUGAAUCCGAUGAGUUUGCGCAUUACUCAUGUGUAGCGCCGGAUCCUGAGCUCGAACUGCGAGAACGAGUCAAAGAACUUGAAAACGCCAUCAAGGAAUUGUCUAAGGACCGUGACGGCCAUCAUGCGAUUCUAUCCAAGCACCAUAUCGGCCACCAUAAGGAAAGCAGUCCGACCAUACCAUACAUCGCACCACUCACGCCAUCCGAGAUCGCAGCUGAAGGGACUAUCCGCUGGGACAAUAUUACUCAUUUUCCGAAAAAUGUUCCGGCCACAAAGAUGUGGGAAGCUUGGACAUGCUUCAUCGAAGACUUCGAAAUAGCUUCAUCAUUGUCGAACGUCAGGAACCCAAAGCGCCGAGUGGAACUUCUUUUGUUGUCAAUGGGUGAGGAAUUGAAAAGCGAUGUCCGAGCUGCGAAGCUUCAUCCCGAUCCAGAAGAAGAAGGGUGCUACGAGAUUUUUGUGAAAAAUAUCGAUAAUUACCUCAAGUCAAUGACUGACCCUGCAGCGGAGCAUGAAAGCUUUUCAAACAUGCGCCAAGAGGAAGGUGAGUCUGCUGUAAACUUCCAUGCAAGAUUAACUAGGAAGGUACAGCUAUGCGGUUAUAGUCCGGAUGACCAAGACCGUUUCGUUAGGACUCAGCUUCUGAGGGGACUUCGAAAUCAAGAACUCAAGAAGGCUUCCCGCAUGUACGGCCACGACUCCAAUUUCAUCGUGCAAUCUGCCACUCGUGCGGAAGCUUUCCAGGCUGAGUCUGCAUCGCCGGUUGUAGAGUCCAACGCAAUAGCAGCAGAGGGAACCCAGAAUCGUGCCCUAGUUGCUACCGUUCAUUCCACCGGGGCGCUGAAUGCCCUGCAAAACGGAAGAAUUGUAAUUCGUGUGGUGCACUUGGACAUUUCGUAG